CGGGGACGGAACUGGGGCGGGGCGGGCCGGAGCGCCGCGAAGGGCGGCGGAGGGCUGCGGGCUCCCGGCUGCGGGCAGCCGUGGAACAUGACGGCCGGCCGCCAGGCCGAGGGCGCGGACCUCGACCCCGCCUCCACGCGGCUGCCCUCCCGGCUGGCCAAGCUGCUGUCGGCGCUUUUCUACGGGACUUGCUCCUUCCUCAUCGUGCUGGUCAACAAGGCACUGCUGACCACCUAUCGAUUCCCAUCACCAGUUUUUCUUGGAAUUGGGCAGAUGGCAGUGACCAUAAUGAUACUGUAUGUAUCCAAACUAAAUAAACUAAUUCAUUUCCCUGAUUUUGACAAGAAAAUUCCUGUGAAGCUGUUUCCUCUGCCUCUUCUCUACGUUGGAAACCACAUAAGUGGAUUAUCAAGCACAAGUAAAUUAAGCUUGCCGAUGUUCACCGUGCUCAGGAAAUUUACCAUUCCACUCACUUUACUCCUGGAAACCAUCAUACUUGGGAAACAGUAUUCCUUGAGCAUCAUUGUCAGUGUUUUUACCAUUGUGCUUGGUGCUUUCAUAGCAGCUGGUUCUGACCUCGCCUUUAACUUGGAAGGCUAUAUUUUUGUAUUCCUGAAUGAUAUCUUCACAGCAGCAAAUGGAGUUUAUACCAAACAGAAAAUGGACCCCAAGGAGUUGGGGAAAUAUGGAGUGCUUUUCUACAAUGCCUGCUUCAUGAUUAUACCGACUCUUAUCAUUAGUGUCUCUACCGGAGACCUUCAACAGGAAUGUGUGUUCCCACAUCCAAACCUUUGCUUUAUGAACAGGCUACUGAAUUCAAUGAAUGGAAGAAUGUUCUCUUUAUCGUACAGUUUCUUCUUUCCUGUUUUUUGGGGUAAGAAAUCAUCCGUUUCUGUUGAUGUAUUCCACAGUUCUGUGCAGCUUUUACAAUUCGGCCCUCACAACAGCAGUGGUUGGAGCCAUCAAGAAUGUAUCCAUUGCCUACAUUGGAAUGUUAGUUGGUGGAGACUAUAUUUUCUCUAUGUUAAACUUUGUAGGGUUAAAUAUUUGCAUGGCAGGGGGCUUGAGAUACUCCUUUUUAACUCUGAGCGGCCAGUUGAACCCUAAACAACCCGUGGACGAAGAAAACAUUCCUCAGGCUUUGAAGAGUUAGAAUCUGAGGCAGGAUUGCGGACUGGGACCAUAGGCGGGGCGGGGCGGGACUGAGGGGCGGGGCUGGGGGUGGGGCAUCCCCGCUGUAGGAACCUGAAGCCAGACGUUUUGGUCACGGACAGCACUCAGACA
Mustela erminea (ermine) is the source of this 1284-nucleotide messenger RNA. RefSeq names its product solute carrier family 35 member D2 (gene SLC35D2). The record is from RefSeq and is a predicted model, not a curated record. Bases 88 to 1107 code for a protein of 339 amino acids. Gene Ontology annotation, molecular function: antiporter activity; GDP-fucose transmembrane transporter activity. Lineage: Eukaryota; Metazoa; Chordata; Mammalia; Carnivora; Mustelidae. Gene Ontology annotation, cellular component: Golgi apparatus. The transcript has 13 exons.